CAACCAUUCUAGACAUACCCUUCUCGAGAUACUGUCUUCUUCAAACUCCUAAGCUGACUGGAUCCAGCUUAAAGAACUAUGCUUUUAUGAACCUACUUAUAUUUUAAGAUUGGCUCGGAUGACGUUGAUUGACUCAACAUGAAAUACAACUGCCUGUGGCAUGGAGUUGGAGACCAGCGAUCAAGCUGUGGUUAUGAGAGAUGACAACAAGCGACGCAGGAGGAGGAGGAUGAAGCCCUACUGUACAGCCAACACGUUGUCGUCGACAGAACUCAUCUCUAUCGAGUUUGUUUUCCCCACAACUAGCAUCGUACUCGACAUCCCCACCAACUGCACGGUGGAGCAGAUGAAAACCCAGGUCUGGAUGCGGGCAGUGGAAGGCCACCAGACCUCAGACCUCUUCCGCAAGAUCACGCCGGAUCAAUUUCUCCUCCUGUAUCAGAAGAAGGGCCAGUGGUACGAAAUCUACGACAAGUACCAGAUCAUACAGACCCUGGAUUGUAUCUUAUAUUGGAAAGUCCUGCAGAAGAAAGUGGGCAAGAUUCACGUGGUCGAGAAGCCCAAUCCCUCCGAUGAAGUGCAAGACUUUCAAAAUCAGCUCAAUUAUUUGAUUGGCUACGACGUCACUGACGUGAGCAACGUGCAUGACGAUGAACUCGAGUUUGCCCGCCGUAGGCUGGUCACUCCGCGGACAAUUGAAGUCUCCUGCCGUGAUCCAAAAUUGUAUUCCAUGUCCCCUUGGACCACAUCCAAGCCCCUUCCGGAGUACUUGCUGAGUAGAAUUGCCAACAGUAAUAUUUUUAUCAACAUCCACAGAGGAACCACCAGCCAGAAGAUUAAAGUGGCGGUGGAUGAUACGCCAGACGUCAUCCUCCAGAGCUUCUUCACGAAAAUGGCAAAGAAGAAGUCUUUGAUGAACAUUCCUGAAGACUACAGUGAGCAGGAUUUUGUCCUGCGAGUGAGUGGCCGAGAUGAGUACAUUGUAGGAGAGACACCCAUCAAAAACUUCCACUGGAUAAGACAAUGUCUGAAAAAGGGGGAUGAAAUCCAUCUGGUGCUAGAUGAACCACCGGACUCGAACCAAGAUGAAGUUCAGAAAGAAGAAUGGCCGUUGGUUGACGAUUGCACCGGAGUUUCGGGAUAUCACGAGCAGCUCACCAUCCACGGCAAAGACCAUGAAAGGGUGUUCACCAUAUCCUUGUGGGAUUGCAACCGUAAGUUCAGGGUCAAGAUCAUCGGGAUUGAUAUCCCCAUCUUACCGAGAAACACGGACCUUACGGUCUUUGUGGAGGCAAACAUUCAACACAGCCAACAGCUCCUCUCCCAGAGGAGAACAACCGCUAAGCCGUUUACUGAAGAGGUUCUGUGGAACGUUUGGCUUGAGUUUGACAUCAAGAUCAAGGACCUUCCAAAAGGAGCGUUGCUCACCCUGCAGAUAUAUUGCGGCAAAACUCCCCUACCAUCCACCAAGGGUAACCUCCACCCUCAGGACUCGCCCUCUACCGACCCCAAAUACAAAACUCAGCUUCUCUACUACGUCAACCUUUUGGUGAUAGACCACCGCUCUCUGCUCAGGACGGGGGACUACGUCCUUCACAUGUGGAAAAUCCCAGGCAAGGGGGAAGAGCAAGGAAGCAUCAAUGCGGAUAAACUGACCUCGGCCACCAACCCGGAUAAAGAAAACUCCAUGGCUAUUUCGAUCGUUUUGGACAAAUACUGUCACCCCAUCGCCUUGCCGAAACACAAGAUUGCAUCUGAUCCCCCGGAGGGCAGGGCCAGAGUUGAAAUGCCAAACCAGCUGCGCAAACAGCUGGAGGAGAUCAUAGCUACUGAUCUGCUCAACCCACUCACCCCUGAAGACAAGGAAUUAUUGUGGCACUUCAGGUAUGAAAGCAUAAAGCACCCCAAGGCCUACCCUAAGUUGCUCAGCUCAGUGAAAUGGGGAGAGCAGAAACUAGUUACCGAAACUUACCAACUGCUAGCAAAAAGAGAGGCCUGGGACCAGAGCGCUUUGGAUGUCGGCUUGCCCAUCCAGCUUCUGGAUUGCAACUUUUCGGACGAAACUGUGAGAACAAUGGCGGUGCAGAAGUUGGAAGGCUUAGAAGACGAUGGUGUUCUUCACUACCUCUUGCAGCUGGUGCAGGCAGUCAAAUUUGAGCCUUACCAUGACAGUGCCCUAGCUCGAUUUCUUCUAAAGCGCGGUUUGAGGAACAAGCGGAUCGGACACUUCCUGUUCUGGUUUCUGAGAAGCGAGAUUGCUCAAUCCAUGCACUACCAGCAAAGGUUUGCCGUGAUCUUAGAAGCCUAUCUGAGAGGUUGUGGCAAAGCAAUGCUGAAGGACUUCCUCAGGCAGGUCCAAGUGACAGAGCUGCUGCACAAGGUCACCAGGGAGAUCAAGGCCAUUUCCGCGGAGAAGUACGAUAUCACCCCUCAAGUCAUCGCACAGCUCAAACAAAAACUCGAGAGGCUACAGGACAACAAGUUUCCAGAAUGUUUUAGAGUUCCCUAUGACCCUGGAUUGAAAGCAGGAGCACUGAUGAUCGAAAAAUGUAAAGUAAUGGCCUCCAAGAAAAAACCUCUGUGGCUAGAAUUCAAAUGUGCGGAUCCAACCUCUCUGUCCAGCGAAACCAUUGGCAUCAUCUUCAAACACGGUGAUGAUUUGAGACAGGAUAUGCUCAUUUUACAGAUACUUCGAAUCAUGGCAUCAAUAUGGGAAGAAGAAUCCUUAGAUUUGUGUUUAUUACCCUAUGGAUGCAUUUCGACAGGGAAUAAAAUAGGAAUGAUUGAAAUCGUAAAGGAUGCUAAUACAAUUGCCAAAAUCCAACAAAGCACAGUUGGGAACACUGGAGCCUUUAAAGAUGAAACAUUAAACCAGUGGCUUAAGGAUAAGUGUGUAAUUGAAGAAAAGUUUCAGUCAGCCGUGGAGCGGUUUGUGUAUUCUUGCGCAGGCUAUUGUGUGGCAACCUUCGUACUUGGAAUAGGAGACAGGCACAACGACAACAUUAUGAUCACAGGAUCAGGUAAUCUCUUUCAUAUUGAUUUUGGCCAUAUUCUUGGAAACUACAAAAGUUUCCUUGGAAUAAAUAAGGAAAGAGUUCCUUUUGUCUUGACACCCGAUUUCCUUUUCGUCAUGGGGACGUCAGGGAAGAAAACAAGCCUGCGCUUUCAGAAUUUUCAGGAUAUUUGCGUCCGAGCUUACCUCGCUCUUCGGAAACACACCAAUCUCCUCAUCAUCCUCUUUUCGAUGAUGCUGAUGACAGGGAUGCCGCAGCUCACCAGCAAGGAGGACAUUGAAUACAUCCGCGAUGCACUGACGGUCGGCAAACAUGAAGAGGACGCUAAGAAGUAUUUUCUAGAUCAGAUCGAAGUUUGUCGGGACAAAGGCUGGACUGUCCAGUUUAACUGGUUCCUCCAUCUUGUGCUCGGAAUCAAACAAGGUGUUGAAAAGCACUCUGCCUAAAUAGGGCAUUGCGGUACAGGGUGUCCUUAAUGUACGGCCACCAUGGAGCCCAAAAUUUCAGUUGCUAAGCAAGACAGUUGCUAAGUGAGCUCUGCCCCAUUUCACCACCUUUUGUUCUGACGCAGCUCCCCAAACACGACAAACUCUCUGAAGUUAACUCAAAGAUUCCUUUAUUAGGAGUCCUGGCAGCCCCGGCAAAAAGUUUCUCUCUCACCGCAAGGUAAUAAGUCUGUCUGGCAGGCAGAUGAAUAUUGUCUGCCACAUCU
Molecule: messenger RNA, 3726 nt
Organism: Notechis scutatus (mainland tiger snake)
Lineage: Eukaryota; Metazoa; Chordata; Lepidosauria; Squamata; Elapidae
Source: RefSeq, a predicted model, not a curated record